AUGGAUAAGGAGCCCCUUGUUGUCGCUGUUGAUCAAAGAAUCCGCCUUGUGGAGGGCCCUGUGGGCCUAGAAGACCCUGUUGGCCUUGAGGAGGGCAGAGAGAGACGCAGGGCUGUUGCUGCAUUUGUUGUGGUGGACAAGGGCAUGGGGGAGCUUGCUGUUGCUGUGGAGGGCAGGGCAAGCACGGAGCACAUCAAACUGAGACAAGCUAAAACAGUCCGGUGA
This is a messenger RNA of Bursaphelenchus xylophilus (pine wood nematode), 225 nucleotides long. The record is from the annotation of a GenBank genome assembly. Lineage: Eukaryota; Metazoa; Nematoda; Chromadorea; Rhabditida; Aphelenchoididae.